This is a messenger RNA of Mesocricetus auratus (golden hamster), 1683 nucleotides long. RefSeq names its product myomixer, myoblast fusion factor (gene Mymx). The record is from RefSeq and is a predicted model, not a curated record. Gene Ontology annotation, biological process: myoblast fusion; skeletal muscle organ development. NCBI's taxonomy places the organism in Eukaryota, Metazoa, Chordata, Mammalia, Rodentia, Cricetidae. Gene Ontology annotation, cellular component: Golgi membrane; plasma membrane; endoplasmic reticulum membrane. The coding region runs from base 979 to 1233 and encodes 84 amino acids. The transcript is spliced from 3 exons.
GGGCUACAUAGAGAUUUUUGUUAUUAUUAUUUAACACAAACUGUGUAUGGUGUGUGUGUGUGUGUCUGAUUGUGAGUGCAAUGUCAGUGGAGGUCAGACAGAAGGUGUCAGAUCCACUGAAGCUGGAGUUACGCUGGUUGUGAGACACCUGACAUGAGUGCCGGGAACCAAACUCAGGUCCUCUGGGGGAGCUCUAUGUGCUCCCAAUUCCAUUUUGAACAUAAAGCCAUGUAGAUUUGCUAUUGAGUGGAAACAGCAUCAGGAAGCAAGCAAAACACCGAAAAUCACUGAAAAAAAAAUGCAGAUUCCAGUCACAGCAGAUGGGGAACCUGGGGAAAGGGCAGGCCUGUCCUCCCUGUGUGACUGUGAGGGGGGCAUUCUGAUCCUCCACCCCAGGACGCUCACUUUUGAAAUAGCUGUAGCUGUUGCUUCCCUGCAGUCGGAGGUGAGAAACUGAACAGGGUCACGGACUCAAGACUCACCUGCUUUUGCCAGCUGACCUGCCACCCAGCUGUACGGAACUGUUUUCAGCUAUGACAGAAGCUGUGCCCCUGAAGAUGGCCUACCAGAGACCCUGCUGGACCUCGAUGGCUUAGCCACCAGAGUAGCAUGGCCGGGGGUUAGGGAGUGUGUCUGCACAGAGCUUUACUACAUCCGAGGUAUCAGCGAGGAGCCAUCCUCUUCUGUGGAGCCCACAAGAGCCCACCUGCUGAGGCGUGUCCUCCCAAGGGGCAUUUCUGCAUGUGUUCCCUUCUUUCUUCUCCUCAGACUGGGAGAGGGAGCAGCUGGACUCAAAAUGCCAGGUGCUGGAACCCAGCUGUUCCCUCUUUGUACCCCUCCACACCCAAAUGAACUGAGCCGGGUGGAGGCUGAGGGGGUGGGGCUACCUUAUGCUGUCCGGCGAUGCUGUACCCAACGCAGGCAAAUGCAUCCUGAAAUUGAUUCCGAGCAGCAGUUCUGACCGGUCCAGGCUCUGCCAUGCCCGCUCCGCUUCUCCCGUUGCUGCUUCGGUCGCUGCUAUCCCGCCUGCUACUGCCAGUUGCCCGCCUGGCCCGCCAGCACCUCCUGCCCCUGCUGCGUCGACUGGCCCGCCGACUGAGCUCCCAGGACAUGAGAGAGGCUUUGCUGGGCUGUCUGCUGUUUGUCCUCAGCCAGCAACAGCCACCGGAUGCUGGAGAGGCCUCCAGAGUGGACCACUCCCAGAGGAAGGAGAGACUGGGCCCCCAGAAGUGAGGCCACGUGUCAUGCGAGCAGCAAUGUCCAUCGAAGUACUUACUUUUGGAGUGGGUUAGUUCUGGCAUUUGCGCUGACUGAGGAAUGCCCAUGGGAGAAGACAGUGGGGGCUGAAUGCAAGAGGAUUCUGGCCUGAGCACCACCACCCCCAUCUUGCAGACCACAGCUCUUCCCUCCUGCCUCCCUGCAGCUCCCUCUGCCAGUCACCUCUGGCCUCCAGGGCAGACUUACAAAUGAGGGCAUCAAGGUCAGUUAAGAGACAAAGUGUUACUUAGACUCGAGGUAAUUUAGAAAAGAGCUGGUAUUUAAAUCCCAAAUGUCCAGUCUUUCAGAUGUCUUCCAGAUGUAAAAUCUACCUUAAAAUACUAGGACCUUGGUUCCCUUUUGAGACAGAUGUAUUCCCAAAGCUCAGCAUGCAGCCAGUAGUCAAUAAACAGCAGUGACUACGUU